This is a messenger RNA of Prorocentrum cordatum, 1488 nucleotides long. The record is from the annotation of a GenBank genome assembly. NCBI's taxonomy places the organism in Eukaryota, Dinophyceae, Prorocentrales, Prorocentraceae.
AUGACGGCGCUCGUGCUGUGCUUGCUGCUGCCCUCGAUCUUCUUCCUGCUCUGGACGAUGGGCGCCUUCUCGGGCAGCGGGCGCGCGCCUGGGCCCGUGAGCCCGCCGUCCCCGCCCAAGGCUGGUACCAAGUCCAGCAGGCCCGCUGGUGUUCCUGCACCCGCGGCCGCUGGCGAGGACGAGGACGGCAGCGGCGCCGUCGAGGACCAUAUCCCGGCGUGGGGUGGCAUCGAGCCCAAGGACGAGGGCCUCGGAGGCGACCAGGAGGACCAAGAGGGCGACGGCGACUUGCAGGGGGGGGACCAGCUGGGCGGCGCGCCUGCGGAGGAGCAGGGCGGCGCCGCCCCCGACGCGCCGGCCGAGCUGGAGGGCGCCGCGGCGGUCGGGGCCGAGCAGGGCGGCGCGGCGGAGGGUGCCGAGGACGCCGCCGAUCCCGGGGAAGGCGCCGCCGGCCCCGAAGAGGGGCAGGCGGGCGCCGCCCCCGAGGGCGAGGGGGGCGAGGGCGACGCGGAGGACGAGGGCGGCGCCCAGCCGGGCGGUCUCGAUGCCCCAGCCCCCGUGGACGGUGGCGCCAUGGAGCUCCAGGAGGCCCAGGCUGGCGAGGGCGUGGAGGGCGGCAUGGGCGCGUUGGAAGCGCAGGCGACCGCAGGGCAGCCCCAGGGGGAGCAGGCUGGCGGCGCGGCCUCCGAGGAACAAGACGAGGAGGGCGAGGACCAGGGGGACAGCGAGGCCGAAGAGGGCCAGGAGCAGGAGGCUGCGCUCGCGGCGCCGGAGGAUGCUGCCGCGCAGCCCGCUGCCGCUCCCGUGGGCGCCCCGGCCGAGCAGGCAGCCGCGCCCGAGGGCCAGGAAGAGGAUGGAGUCGCCGCCGUGCAGCCGGUCGCGUCCGAGGGCCAGGACGACGAGGUGGACGAGGACGAGGACGAGAAUGAAGGCCAGGACGAGGAAGGCACCCCCGCCGUGCAAGCAGCUGCGCCAGCAGACGCCACUGGCGUGCAGGCAGCUGCGCCCGAAGGCGCCCCCGGCGAGCAGGCGGCCGCGCCCGAGGGCCAGGACGAGGAGGGCCCGGACGACGGGCCAGGCGAUGGGGAGCCAGCAGCGCCCUCGGCGCCGGUGGAUGCUGCCGGGCAGCCUCUCUCCCCCGCCGUGCAGGCGGCCGCGCCCGAGGGCCAGGACGAGGAGGGCCAGGGCGACGAGGCGGACGGGGAGGAGGACGAGGAGGCGAAGGAGGAGCCGGCAGCGCCUCUGGAACCGGUCGGUGCUGCUGCGCAGCAAGCCACCGAGCCGGCCGGAGUCGGCGCCGUGCAUGCAGCCGCCGCCGAGCCAGCCGGAGUCGCCGCCGUGCAAGCAGUCGCCGCCGAGCCAGCUGCGCCCGUGGCUCCGGUCGACGUUGCCUCGCAGCCAGCGGAGCCAGCAGGAGCCACCGCCGUGCAGGCAGCUGCUGGCGACGGCCAGGCCGACGAGGGCGAGGCGCGUCGCGGUUUCCUUUGA